Molecule: messenger RNA, 4258 nt
Organism: Electrophorus electricus (electric eel)
Lineage: Eukaryota; Metazoa; Chordata; Actinopteri; Gymnotiformes; Gymnotidae
Source: RefSeq, a predicted model, not a curated record
AGGGAGGAGAGAGAGGAGGAGAGCAGAGCAGAGGUGAUCUUGCCCCUAUUAGUCUGUGGACUACAGGAAAAUGAUGGGUUGAGAAGGGAGUCAUGGAACCAAACAAAGUUCUUCAUUUUGUGCCAUCCGAGGCUCCUUCCUCGGGCAUGGCCAAGAAUGGAUACUUCUAUCAGGAGAUGGAGCAGAGGGAGCGAGAGGAGCAGGAGGAGGGCAGUGAAGACCGUGAGGAGGGUCAAGACUCUCCUAUCCCAUCAGGAGAUGACAUUCAUCUUUACGGCAACCAGACACACCAAGGAGGUACAGACACCGACGUCCAUGGCUGUGUCUUGCUCAACACGUCACGAAAAUAUGUAAAGCUGAUGAACUUUGAGGAGGAGGUGAGGGCCCACAGAGACCUGGAUGGCUUCCUGGAGCGGGCGAGCAUCUUGCUGCAUGAGGAUGAGGCGUCGCUGGACGACGUGCUGAAGACCAUGCUCCGGCACAUCUCCCAGGACCCGCACACCGCCGAGCCCGUCUGCAACUUUGAGGAGAUCAUGAGCUCACUCUUCACUGAUGCUGGCUCACAGGAGGUCAACGUGCACCUGUUGUCCGAGACUCUGCAGUGUGUGACAGCCACAGCUACGGGCAUUCAGUACCAGCAGUCCUGGCUAUGCAUCCUCUGUAAUGUGAAAAACCUGCAGCGGCGGCAUGUGUGUAUCUCUCGCCUGGACCGUCCUCAGAACUGGGGAGAGAACUGUGCUGAAGUCCGCUAUGUCAUUCUCAUACUGGCACCUCAUAAGAUGAAAAGCACCAAGACAGCGAUGGAGCUGGGCAGGACGUUUGCGAGUAUGUUCUCAGACAUCUCCUUCAGACAGAAGCUGCUGGAGAGUAAAACUCAGGAGGAGUUUAAGGAAGCGCUGGUCAUCCAGAGAUACCACCUGACCGCCGCCAAGCGCAAAACCACCACUGUAGAGGAGGAGGAGACUGACCCACACAGCCACAAGCCACUCAAGUGUAGAGAUUUUUUCAGAGUGGGCAGAGGCAUUUAUGAAGACCUGUGUCGCCGCCUGCCCUUCUACACAUCUGACUUUACUGAUGGCAUAGUGGGUAACAAUAAAGCACUAGUAAAGUACAUGACAACAUCCAUCUUUCUCUACAUCGCUGUUCUACUUCCUGCCAUUGCAUUCGGCUCACUUAAUGAUGAGAGCACAAGAGGAGAAAUAGAUGUGCAGAAGACGAUCAUUGGGCAGAGUAUAGGUGGAGUUAUCUAUUCUCUGUGUGCUGGCUCGCCUCUGGUCAUCCCCCUGACUACCGCACCCAUUGCCAUUUUCAUCAGUGUAAUCAGGGAGAUCUGUGAUGAUUACGAGCUGGACUUUGCUGCGUUUUACGCUUGCAUUGGCCUGUGGAACAGCCUCUUCCUCAUCAUUGGAGGCGUCUUCAACCUCAGCCUCCUCGUCAAGCUCUUCAAGAGGUCGAUAGAGGAGGUGAUUGCUCUGUUCAUUUCGAUCGCUUUUGUAGCAGAUGCUGUCAAAGGCACUGUCAAGAUCUUCCAUAAGUAUUACCAUGCUCCUACACUGGCCAACGGCAGCAUAGAGGAGCUGAAUCGAAUAAGCCGAGGCCUUUCAGUAGGGGAGAUGAACCUGACCGGGGCAGGGCUACUGUCCCUCCCAGAAUCCUUUAUUCUGUGCACACGAGCACGGCCUCUGCUCUGCCUGCUCCUCAUGCUGGGCACUCUGUGGGUCGGGUACACACUCUACCAGUUUAAGAGGAGUCCCUUCUUGCAUGCGAAGAUGAGAGAGAUUUUGUCAGACUGCGCUCUUCCCAUCUCCGUACUCAUCUUCUCCUACGUGGGCUCCUACGUCUUCAACGACAUUGGCUUGCCAGUGUUUGACUUCCAUGAGGGUCCCGUGUUCAGAGUGGCCCCGUUAGAGAAGCUGACAGGAGCCAGUGUGCUGAGUGCCAUGGGUCUGGGUUUUCUCCUCGCUGUUCUCAUCUUCAUCGACCAGAACAUUGUAGUCUCCCUCACCAAUGCCCCAGAGAACAGGCUGCUGAAAGGCACAGCAUAUCACUGGGACCUGACUCUGUCGGGCCUGAUCAACAUUCUGAUGUCGGUACUGGGCCUGCCCUGGAUGCACGCCGCGUUCCCCCACUCCACUCUGCACGUGCGGCAGCUGGCCUUCGUGGAGGAGCGGGUGGAGGGCGGCCAUCUCUACGAGACUAUAGUGAGUGUGAAGGAGACGCGGGUAACAUCGCUGCUGGCCAACAUCCUGAUCGGCGUGAGCAUGCUCCUGCUCCCCGUGCCUCUGCAGUGGAUCCCCAAGCCCGUGCUCUACGGUCUCUUCCUCUACAUCGCCCUCACGUCAAUCGACGGGAAUCAGAUGUGCGACCGGAUGGCGCUGCUGCUCAAGGAGCAGACAUCCUACCCUCCCACUCACUACAUCCGGAAGGUUCCACAGAGGAAAAUUCAUUACUUCACUUUUCUUCAGAUGGUGCAGCUGCUUUUUCUCUGUGCGUUUGGGAUGUACCCUCUCCCCUACAUGAAAAUGAUCUUCCCUCUUCUAAUGUUUAUCCUCAUACCUAUCAGGAAUUGUCUGCUGCCCAGGAUCAUUGACGCCAAAUACCUGGACAUCAUGGACGCACAGCACAUGUAAACGCACGCACACUGCACCUCCAAGAAAAGGACUCUGGGAAUUGUAUUUCAGAAAUGCAAAACUCUGGGAGGAAAAAACAGACUGAUUCUAGUGUUGAACAGCAGGCAUUCUGACGAAGCACUGAAACAGAGAGAGACGGAAAGAGGAGAGGGAGAGAGAGAGAGAGCGAGAGAAGGGGGGAGAAAGAGAGGAACAAAGGUGAAUAUGAAGGUCAGACUAUAUUUCUGACUGCUUCAUGCGAUCUUGGUCAGUCACUGCUUCUCAUGGUUUUCCCAUGCCAAAGCUUGUAACUUUGGUUUAUUCGGAUGUACCCGUGCAUCAUUAAAUUGACCACUCACUGGUUUUAUUAAACGAUCACACACGUAAAUAUAUAUUUACACGCAAUUACAUUGUCGUGCUGUUGAAUCACAACUCUGACUGACAGCAAGAAAAGAGAUUGAUGGUUCGGCUCUCCUCACCACGUUCUCACUGUGUUUCUGACACCACACAAAAAGGUCACUGAACAAGAGAGUGAAAUGAAUCUAUCUGUAGCAAUACCUCUUUGAUAUUGACCACUCACACAUAUGAAAUGAUCUAGAUGACCCAUGGUGCAUCUCCUGUUCAGUCAUUCAACAAGUGAAAUCAAUCUGUGUAUCAUAGACAUUCCAGUGCAUUGUGGUGCAUAUCACUGAUACUGAUGAAGUCAGCACCGACCAAAAGAAUACACACACCCUGCUUGAUACUGUGUCUCAUAGCAAUACAGUGUUAUAGAAUAUGAAUAUUUUAGAUAUUUCUAUGGGAGAGAUUUCUUUUGAGGUUGAUGUAUUUCUUGAUUGGAUACAUGGCGACACGUGUUCUGAAUGUAAUGUUAUAGCGCUGAUGCUUCAGGGAAAGGGUGUCCAGAUUUAAGACAAAGACUCUCCUCAGACCUUAAAGCCCUUACUCACUGCAGAAGGAAUUAUUACAAUUUAAGCUUUGCACAUUACAGAACGUCACAACUUUCUCUGUUCUCAGAAUGCACACAAACAUGAUUGCAUACAAAUACAGCCGCACACACACACACACACACACAGAUAUGUAUAGGCAUGUAAUUAUACACACAGAUUAGCAUGCUUGCUCACACACGCUCAAUUCUGGCCCUACUUGACACAGUAUAUGGCCGUAAUGAAUAAAGCAUGGCUUUUAUAAGACACCAAAACUUUUACAGUUAAAGAGAGUGAAAGUAUUUAAAAAGUCAAAAUUAAGAUGGAUUGUUAAGUGGAAUUCUCCGACAAGCUGGUUUUUAUAUGUUUUACCCCAGCCUUCAGCCUUUUCAUACUGUACAUGUCUAGACUGGACACCAGAUAAUCAGAUCUCUCUUGAUUUGUUAUAGCAAUAUAACCAUUUAAGUGCUCAAAAACUUACAUUAUAUUAAAGUCACUGACUGUUUUACUCUAGAAAAAUCUAAAAUAGCAUAUAGAUUAAUAUUUCAUGUCAUUGACUUUUAUCAAGACUUUUCCGAUCUUGCUGAGUCAUAUACAGUGUAUUCAUCCUGAAAUCCCCAAGUAAACCUCUCAGAGCAUCCCAUGUUACUAACACUGAAAGUGGGAAGAGAAAGGGAGAGAGAGAGUGAGAGACAGAGAGGGAGAGGGAGAGCAAGCACAGAAGGG